CCCGAAUGAUUUUUUUGUGAAGGAGCGUAAAGGCCAAAAAACUCGCGCUCAUCUUGACUCGGGACCCUAGGAGGGGCCUACAAUUCCCCAAUCUGGAUACUGACUCGUGAAUGAUGGCAACUGGAUAAGAUAACGAUGUCCUGUUUUUAUUUUUCUCCUCUCCCUCUUGGCCUCAGACUCGGAGCCUUCCCACUUGGCGACGGAGCUUCUCUUCUCAAUGGCUCCGUUGCAUCAAUGGAAGAAACCUGUAACGAUGAAGAAAUAACUAUUGUCUCCCAUGUAGUCGAAAGUGAUAUUUCAAGGAGCACAGAAAUGGAUGAUUAUUUCAUUCAACUUCUAAAAUUGAGUUCAUAUAUAACUCGCCAAUUCAUUCGAUUUAUUGAGUACCUUGUGAUCAGAGAUGUUGAAAGCAUCUCGCAAGAGUCCGAAGCUUUAUUUUCCAGAUGGAGGGGAAGGUCCUUGCAUACAAGUUAUCAGUCUUCCGUUGGGGAUAGCUCAAUGUGUUUUAAUCCUUUGGAGACCAGAACACAUAUUCCGGAAUCUGAGAUACAGUCCAUAAGCCAAAAGAAAAACAAUUAUGCAUAUAGAAAAACUGGAACUGUUGGACUACGGAAAGUCCAGUCAAUCAUUUAUCGAGGGUUGAUGUGCCCAUUGUAUGGCCUCAGACUGGGAUGUAGAUUGGUGUCCACUUUUCUGAGAUGUUCCAGAAUCUAUGUUAGAGAGAUUCACAUGCAACUGCAGGGAAUCAUAUGCCGUAUGAGGAUAACAUUGCAGGGAUCAUCUGAGGAUAUUGGGUGGUUGCAGAGAACUGAAGGAUUACCUCCCGUGGAGGAUGGCACUGCCCGAUUCAUGGAGCUGCUUCAUGAUAUAAGAAAUGGCAUACAUUGUCUGCCCAACACUCUGGUUUAUUUAUUAAUUCCUGGCCUUUUUAGCAACCAUAGUCCCUUAUAUUUUGUGAGGACAAAAAGAUUCUUUUCGAAGAUGGGUCUAACCUGUCAUAUUGCCAAGAUUCAUAGUGAGGGCAUGACCAUAGCGUUGAUACGUACCACUACUGAUGCAAAGGAGGGGAUUCUACUGUAUUUACUUUCUGAUGAAGCCAUUUAUGGACUCACAUGCAAGCUUAGGAUCUGUAGGACAUGUCUUCAGGCAUCAGUGGAGAAAAAUGCAUGGGAACUGAAGCAAUAUAUUGAGGAGCUCUACUGGGGAUCUGGAAAGCAGGUGCUACUUCUUGGGCACAGCAAAGGCGGGGUUGAUGCUGCAGCAGCAUUGUCCUUGUACUGGUCUGACCUGAAACAAAAGGUUGCUGGUCUUUCACUAGUUCAGAGCCCGUAUGGUGGCAGCCCCCUUGCUUCAGAUAUCCUGCGUGAAGGCCAGAUUGCUGACAAGGAAGCCCGAAGGAUUAUGGAGUUCAUUAUUUGCAAAUUGAUCAAGGGUGACAUUAGGGCUCUCGAGGAUCUCACAUAUGAAAAGCGGAAGGACUUUAUCACCAAGCACAGGCUUCCUUCAGAGCAAAUCCCGCUGAUCUCUUUCCACACAGAAGCUAGUGUGGCUCCUGGUGUUCUGGCCACAAUGUCCCUCAUCGCCCAUGCCGAGCUACCAUGGCUUCCCCUUCCCCACUUCUUUUCCGAGUUCAACGAGAACUGCUCAGGGGAAGCUGGCCGAAAGGUGCCUGUUGUCAUUCCUCUAGCUGCUGCUAUGGCGGUCAGCGCAUUGCACCUAAGGCUACGUUAUGGAGAAAAGAGUGAUGGGUUAGUGGCACGCUGCGAUGCUGAGGUGCCAGGAUCAGUUGUUGUGAGGCCAGAUCGGAAGCUGGACCACACAUGGAUGGUGCAGGCCUCUCUGAAGAAGGACCGGUUUGAAGCUGAUGCCAGUGAGAUGUGUGAAGCUCUUCUGACCAUGCUUGUGGAGAUUGGAAGGAAGAAGCCAGUAAUUGCGGACGCUACGUGGCCUACAAGAGAUGGAUGCAUAAAUGGUUGGCAUCAUGAAAUGGAGAGUAUGCAGAAAGCGUUGCAUUUGUAGAGGCAAUAUGAUUAUAUAUAUAUGACGUAAUCAUUUUCUUAAGUUGCAGACUUCGUUUGAUUGUGUUUUUUAUCUUUUAAAUUGUGGCUUUCAUGGAGAUUGAAGAUUGUUGAGGUUGAUAUAUAGCUGUUUUUUUUUAUA
Molecule: messenger RNA, 2160 nt
Organism: Elaeis guineensis (African oil palm)
Lineage: Eukaryota; Viridiplantae; Streptophyta; Magnoliopsida; Arecales; Arecaceae
Source: RefSeq, a predicted model, not a curated record